Messenger RNA from Danio rerio (zebrafish), 1050 nucleotides. It is a transcript of the gene wnt7aa, whose product is annotated as wingless-type MMTV integration site family, member 7Aa. NCBI's taxonomy places the organism in Eukaryota, Metazoa, Chordata, Actinopteri, Cypriniformes, Danionidae. Gene Ontology annotation, molecular function: signaling receptor binding. The record is from RefSeq and is marked provisional. Gene Ontology annotation, biological process: Wnt signaling pathway; cell differentiation; system development. Gene Ontology annotation, cellular component: extracellular region.
AUGAGCAGGAAAACGCGCCGCUGGAUUUUUCACAUUUUCCUCUGUUUGGGGAUUAUUUAUUUGAAGAUUGGGGGCUUUUCCUCGGUGGUUGCAUUGGGAGCGAGUAUUAUCUGUAACAAAAUUCCUGGUUUGGCCCCUCGUCAAAGGACUAUCUGUCAAAGCCGGCCUGACGCUAUCAUUGUCAUUGGAGAAGGAGCGCAAAUGGGAAUCAAUGAGUGUCAGUUUCAAUUCAAAAAUGGAAGGUGGAACUGCUCGGCCCUCGGGGAAAGAACUGUCUUUGGAAAAGAGUUGAAAGUGGGGAGUAAGGAGGCAGCCUUCACUUACGCCAUCAUCGCUGCCGGGGUCGCCCAUGCCAUCACGGCAGCUUGUACUCAGGGUACACUAAGCGGCUGUGGAUGUGACAAGGAGAAGCAAGGUUUCUACAACCAGGAGGAGGGCUGGAAGUGGGGAGGAUGCUCGGCUGAUAUUCGCUACGGUCUGAGCUUCUCAAAGGUCUUCCUAGAUGCACGGGAGAUCAAGCAGAACGCCAGGACACUCAUGAACCUUCAUAACAAUGAAGUAGGACGCAAGAUCUUGGAAAAGAACAUGCGUUUAGAGUGUAAAUGCCAUGGCGUAUCUGGAUCCUGCACCACCAAGACUUGCUGGACCACUCUCCCCAAGUUUCGGCAGCUGGGUUACAUCCUCAAGGAGAGGUAUAACCACGCCGUUCAUGUGGAACCAGUCCGCGCCAGUCGGAACAAGAGACCGGCCUUUCUGAAAGUUAAAAAACCGUACUCCUACAGGAAGCCCAUGGACACAGAUUUAGUAUACAUUGAGAAGUCACCCAACUAUUGUGAGGCAGAUCCUGUAACGGGUAGCAUGGGAACCCAGGGAAGGAUCUGCAACAAGACUGCGCAGCAUACCAAUGGCUGCGACCUCAUGUGCUGCGGACGAGGAUAUAACACACACCAGUACUCGCGUGUCUGGCAGUGCAACUGCAAGUUUCUUUGGUGUUGCUACGUCAAGUGCAAUACCUGUAGUGAACGGACAGAAGUGUACACAUGCAAGUGA